Molecule: messenger RNA, 3858 nt
Organism: Cutaneotrichosporon oleaginosum
Lineage: Eukaryota; Fungi; Basidiomycota; Tremellomycetes; Trichosporonales; Trichosporonaceae
Biological process (GO): RNA export from nucleus; transcription-dependent tethering of RNA polymerase II gene DNA at nuclear periphery; protein localization to nuclear inner membrane
Cellular component (GO): nuclear pore; nuclear pore inner ring
Molecular function (GO): structural constituent of nuclear pore
Source: RefSeq, a predicted model, not a curated record
AUGGUGCCGCUAGGCGCGACAGGGUCGCUCGUGCCAGCUGGUCCAGCGGGGCCUGUCGCGGCGCCGCCCCCCUUCGGGACGGGGAGCGUGCAGGCCCCUCCGUACGGUAGCAGCGGGUAUGGCGAGAGCGGGUGGAGACAACCGUUCGGUCAAAGCUACACUGUGACCGCGAGCCGCGUGCAGGCUCCCCAAGCGAUCGAGGAGCCGGCCAAGGACGAGGAUCCGGUCUACGGCCCACUGGGGCGGGCGCGAGGCAAGAUUGAGCGCGCGAUGGUGUCGGACAACGAGAUUUCACUGGACCUUGUUGACAAGCUCCAGCAGCCGACCAACGAGCUCUAUGUCCCCCCACCCUCUACAUCGGCUGCGUUCAACAACGCCAAGCUCGUCAAGAACAUUCCUCUCCCAGAUGCGCUGCAUCAGGAGCUCCAAUACAAGCACACGACAGCAAACAUGGGCCUGUUUGAGGAGAUUGAGCGCGCAUGGUUCACAGUCGACAACAAGCUGUUCCUGUGGGACUACACCGACGGGCGCGACUUCAGCCGCUACGACCAGCAGGACUCGACUAUCUACUCUGUGGGUCUAGUGCGUGCUCGCAAGGACGUGUUCGUGGACGACAUCCACUACCUCCUCGUCAUAUGCACGGCAACAAAGGCAACUUUGCUCGGCCUCUCUCGCUCCGCCAAGGGUGAGCUGUCUUUGUACGCAACGAAUAUGUCCGUCGAGGCGCCGACUACCAUGACGUGCAUCCGCGGCACCGACUCGGGACGCAUCUUCCUCCUCGGCGUCAACAAGGACAUCUACGAGCUCGAGUAUUCGAUCAGCAGCGGCUGGCUGAGCAGCGGCUCCAAGGUCUGGCUCACGAACCACUCGAGCGGGUACUUGAGUACAUGGGUGCCGAGUGUGCUACAGGGCGCCAACCGCGAAGGUGUCGAAAGUUUCGUCGUCGACCCUCAGCAAGGCCGAUUGUACGCGUUGCACACGAAGGGCCAGUUGGAGUGGAUUGACGUGUCGGGCACCAAGUUUGAGUCGCGGUCGCGCCUCAACAACUUGCGCGACCACUUCUUGCGCGCUCGCCUCACUGGGGCGCUCGGGAAUGCUGGCGCACAAGUCGUGGCGAUUGCGCCCGUCCCGGCAAACGAGAGCAAGAAGGCGGCAGUCGUGGCCAUCGCCGCCAGCGGUGCGCGCGCAUACAUCGGCACCACGGGCUUUUACUACGGUGGCGGCGGCGCCUUCCAGAUUAUCGCGACUCGUCCUCCCCCACCAGACGUGGCCAAGGUGCUCCCGCAAUCGUUCUACUCGUCCGGCACGCUGCUGGCCGUCCAGCCCAACACUGGGGCAGCCACCGCAUCGUCCAUUGUUACAUUUGCCACCCCAGCCGUCGGCAGGCAGUCGGCUAUGCGCGAGAACUUUGACAACUACCAGGCGCCCGCGCUGCAGGAGUGGACGUCGAGAAUCCUGAUUCCUGCUACUGUGUGGACUAUUGCCGAGGUUGCGUCGACCAACCCGGCCCGGGCAUCGCCUGCGCUGAGAAGGGAGGACGGCAUCGAUUUGACUGAGCUUGCGCGCGAAGCCACCAUCGCUGCACGCCAGUUCCUGCUGCUCACCAACUCGGGUCUGUUCCGCGUCGAGCAGCCCCGUCCUAUCGACAUGUUGGAAGACGACCUCGAAAUUGAGAAGGAGCAGGCAGUCAUCGUAGCGCGCCAGGCAUUCGGCCGUGUGCAGCUCGCCGGAAUGGCCGUGCUCAUGGGCACAUCGGGCCACAAGCGGCAGAUCACUGACCUCGUCACUGCCUCCGUGAACAUCCUCAUCGCCGCCGAGCCCCCUAUCCUUCAGACGUCGACGACCGGGACGCGCUCGAUCAUCUACUCGCCCCGCCACGACGGUCUCGCCGCCACACUCGCGCGCUACCUGCGCCCCAUUUGGAAGGCCAAGGUCGUCGCGACCGUCCCCGGCCCGGUGCGCUUCAAGCUCGGCGUGAGCGACCGAGAGCUACUGGACGUCCAGGGUAAUCUCGCGGACCUGCUCCGCUUCCUUGAGAGCCACCCCUUCCCGCGCCACCAGGCCGAGGGCGACGGCAAGCGUGCAUGGGAUGCAGAGGAGGCGUCGAUCGAGGGCCUCAGGCUGCUGCUCAAGCAGGCCAUCGAGGCGAUCUCGUUCGUUCUGCUCAUUGCCGACUAUAAGCUGCCGGACGUGAUUGCCAAGUGUGACCAGGCGACGCAGGGCACUCUGACGAGCCUCUCGUUUGAGAGCCUCCUCACGAGCCUGGGCGGGCGCAAUGUCGCGCGCACGCUCGUCACAGCGCUGAUCGAGUUGCAGAUCGGGCAGGAGCUCGGCAUCGAUAACCUCAGCGCCAUUCUCCAGCAGCGUUGCGGGACAUUCGUGCAGCCCGGCGACGUGGUGCUCUACAAGGCUGAGGAGAGCCUGCGGCGCGCCGAGAGCACGCGCGACGCGCUUGAGCGGGAGGAGAACAUUGCCGAGUCGCUGCGUCUCUUCAACCGCGCGGCGGGGAGCGCAGCACGCAGCGUAUACCCCCGCCUGCCAGACGCUACGCGGAGAUACCGCGCGCUCAACGAUGUGCGCGGCACGAUCGAGCUGCCGCUCCGCGUUGCCGCGGAGCUGGACCCGCAGGACAAGGCAGGCGACUACGUCCGCGACGGGCGCAACGCGGGCGACCCACGCGUCGGCUUCCUCGAGGAACGGCAGGAGUGCUACAAGCUUGUCGUGGAGGUGCUCGGGAGCUACGACGACGCGCUGGACAAGGCGACUGCCGCAGGACCUGGGCAGGGUGGGUCAAGCGCAGGAACACCGCUGACAUCAGCUACGGGUGCGAUCCGCAUCCGCGACGAGGCAUAUGGGCUCGCGAUCAGCUCCAACGACGAGCUCUUCCACUUCUACCUGUACGACUGGAUCUCGGCGCUUGGUCGGGCGGACCAGCUCCUUGACUUCGAGACACCCUUCAUCGAGAGCUACCUGCGCGCGACAACGUCGAAUGUGCCGGGCCGCCGCGACUUGCUGUGGAAGUACUAUGCGCGGCGCGAGGAGUACUUGCCCGCGGCCAAGGCGCUGGCGGACAUGGCGUCGCGCCCAUCAGACAUGUCGCUACAGGACCGCGUGUACUACCUCGCGCAGGCGCUGACGAACGCCAAGAGUGCGGCGUCGCUCGGAGCCGAGGACGUAGAGUUCACAACGGGCCUGCAGGAGCGGCUGGACGUCGCGCACGUGCAGCUUGAGGUGGUGCGCGCAGUCGAGGGGCACCCGGACAUGACCCCCUCCGAGAAGGCCGACUAUCUCGUCUCGCUCAACGCGGACCUGCUGUCCCUCGACGACCUGUACCAGAACUUUGCGCGGCCGCUGCGGCUGUACGAGCCCAUCCUCCUGAUCCUGCGGACGGCAGACACGCGCGUCGAAGACGUGGUGAAGGCCGUGUGGACCGAGCUCCUCAAGUCGCCGCACCCGGCCGAAGUAACCACGGACCUGUGCCGCAAAUUCUACCCGUCCGAGGGCGCCCCGCCCGACCUCGUCCUCCCCAUUGUGUACGGGCACGCGUCCGAGGUCGGCGGCGCGCCGGGGUGGGCGACGCGCGCGCUCCUCGCGGGCGGCGUCGCCCUCCGCGACCUCUGGGACGCUGUGCUGGCGCUGCAUGACGAAACACCCUCCGAGUUCUAUGCCGAGGAGGCUGCCGCCGUCCUCCAGCGCUGGCUGGACACGCCGCGCGCAGAGCAGGACCUCCCCGCCGCAGAGGUCGAGAACUUUGCGUCAAAGUACAUCCUCCGCACACAGGGCCAGAGCCUCGACGCGCGCCGCGCGGAGACGCGCAAGGUCAUGCAGUCGGCCAAGGCGGCGGCGGGGCGGUUCUAG